AUGAUUCCUACAGGAAUCCAAUACUUGAUUUUCAAGCGCUGGCCUGUAAUCAAAGGAAUUCAUGUGGAUCGCAUCAUCUCGCCUGUUAUCUAUAUGUACGCAGGUUCCCUGAACGCAGGCGUCAACUCCAUUGUGCUCAGCUCAGUGAUCACCGGGGUUGUCUCUCAAGUUUGGCUUCGUCGAUAUCACCCGGGCUGGUACCAGGAGUACAAUUACAUUCUCGGUGGUGCUCUCGAUGGUGGAGCCCAGACAGUCAUUUUUAUCCUAAGCUUCGCCGUUUACGGAGCAAGUGGGACACCCCGUCCAUUCCCAAACUGGUGGGGAAAUCCUCCAGGGAACAAUGGGGGUCGAGGUGAAUCAAUUGAGAGGAUUCUUAAGCCGACACUGCACGCGAAUCUUUCCCGACAAACUCCGGUACAGGGCCUGAACCUGCGGAACAUUGUUGUGGUUUCAUCCAUCAAAGACCGGUUUGAUGUACCGACACCGAGGAUAUACGGGCUGGAUUGCUCGCGGCUGAGCCUUGGGCUGGACGCGAACCAGGUUCCUGCGAACUACGAGAAUGUUACGAACACCGGCUACUGGUUUCAUCAACUCGUGCGCUUUAUCAUAACCCAACCCGGUUCCACCAAUCCCAGGGUGCUGGAGAAAAACCAGGAACUAGCAUCGGCAUUCAAAUUGCCCCCCAGGGAAGCUCAAAGCAAGUUGAUGCCGAUUCAAGCGCUGUUUGCGAUUCACGAACCGACGUGA
This is a messenger RNA of Cantharellus anzutake, 747 nucleotides long. RefSeq lists its product as uncharacterized. Gene Ontology annotation, biological process: transmembrane transport. The record is from RefSeq and is a predicted model, not a curated record. Gene Ontology annotation, molecular function: oligopeptide transmembrane transporter activity. The transcript has 7 exons. The coding region runs from base 1 to 747 and encodes 248 amino acids. Lineage: Eukaryota; Fungi; Basidiomycota; Agaricomycetes; Cantharellales; Hydnaceae.